AUGUAUGCCAAGCCUUACACUUCAAGGAUCGACGCCCUCAAGAUGCCGUUGGGAUAUCAACCACCAAAGUUCCAACAAUUUGAUGGCAAAGGCAACCCAAAGCAGCAUGUAGCACACUUCAUGGAAACAUGCAACAACGCUGGGACAUACGGCGAUCUUUUGGUAAAGCAGUUCGUACGGUCAUUAAAAGGCAACGCCUUCGACUGGUAUAUCGACCUGGAGGCUGGUUCCAUCGACAGUUGGGAGCAGUUGGAGUACGAGUUCUUGAACCGGUUCUACAGCACAAAAAGGACCGUCAGUAUGACAGAACUCACCAAUACUUGUCAAUGGAAAGAUGAACCAGCAAUCGACUACAUCAACCGCUGGAGGAGUUUGAGCUUGAACUGCAAGGAUCGGUUGUCCGAGGCCUCCGGUAUAGAGAUGUGCGUCCAAGGAAUGCACUGGGGGUUGAAAUACAUCCUGCAAGGGAUCCGACCCCACACUUUCGAAGAACUUGCUACCCGCGCUCAUGACAUGGAGUUAAGUAUGGCUUCAAGCGGGAUGCACGGACCACCAGUUCAAGAAUCUUCAAAAGCAAAAAGAUACGAAAGAUAUGAUGCUGCAAAGAAGGGGAACAACGCCCCUAUCAAGUCUUUUGGAAAAGAAGCCUUGGCCAUAAAAGCGACGACCAAAGCACCUAUGAAGAUCCAAAGUAAAGAAAAGGAAGUUGCGAGGAAAAGACAAUCAACUCAGACAGAAAGACCGCCAAGGCCAACCCUUAAAGAGUUGCAAUCCAAAACUUAUCCUUUCCUGGAUUCUGACGUCUCGGGAAUCUUUGACGAUCUACUCAGAGAAAACCUCAUUGAACUUCCGAAUUCAAAAAGACCGGAGGAAGCUGGAAAGGUUGAUGACCCAAGAUAUUGCAAAUACCAUCGUGUCGUAGGACAUCCCAUCCAUAACUGUUUCGUCUUUAAAGACAAAGUCAUGGAGUUGGCUCAUGAAGGAAAGAUCACCCUUGAAGACGAUUCUGCUUCUGUUAAUGUCACUUCAAUCAUGUUCGGGUCUCUCGAAGUUGACAUAAAAGACAAAGAAUCAUAUUGUCUCACUACCGAGAAAGGUGGCAAGGCGAUCAGAGACAAAUCGAGUGAAGAAUGUGCCACGAUAACUUUCACUGAUGAAGAUUUGGUGUUAGGAUCCAAACCCCAUAAUCGUCCAUUACUGGUCGUGGGUUAUAUCCAUGAACAAAGGAUUAACCGGAUAUUCUUAGACGGAGGAGCUGCAGUCAAUGUCCUUCCUCUAUACACAUUGCAAAAAUUGGGAAUACCAGUAGAUCAGUUGUUCGAGAGUCGUAUGACAAUACAUGGAUACAAUCAAGAGGGGCAAAGAGCACUUGGCACCAUAAGAUUGAGACUUUUAAUCGAUGAAAUGGAAACUAACCCUUUGUUCUACGUGAUAGACGCAAAGACAUCUUUCAACGUUCUUUUGGGAAGACCAUGGAUACAUGAGAAUGGUGUAGUUCCAUCAACGUGGCACCAAUGCUUCAAAUACACUCAAAAUGGAGUGACAAAGAAAGUUCUCGGAGACACAAAGCCAUAUGCAGAAGCCGAGUCACACUUUGCGGACGCCAAAUAUUUCUCUACAGAAGCAAAAAAUCCAAGGUACAUGAAGAUGUCAAAGCACCACAACCAAACUUGGGGGCAAAGUUAA
Andrographis paniculata is the source of this 1686-nucleotide messenger RNA. RefSeq lists its product as uncharacterized. The coding region runs from base 1 to 1686 and encodes 561 amino acids. Lineage: Eukaryota; Viridiplantae; Streptophyta; Magnoliopsida; Lamiales; Acanthaceae. The record is from RefSeq and is a predicted model, not a curated record. The transcript has a single exon.